AUGUCGCGAGGGGACUUUGGCGGAUGCCUCCUGCUGCGCUUCACCGAGGGCUCCUUCGAGCCGUGCCUGAAACCCACGAUCGGUGUCGAUUUUAAAGUGAAGAAGAUGGUGGUGGAUGGUCAUGCAGUCCAGCUCGCAAUAUGGGACACAGCAGGACAAGAGCGCUUUCGAACACUGACUCCCAGCUACUACCGAGGAGCCCAAGGGGUUGUUCUAGUGUAUGAUGUUACAAGAAAAGACACUUUCACAGGACUGGAAGGCUGGUUGAAUGAGCUGGACAUGUACACUACCAGAAGCAACAUUGUGAAGAUGGUAGUUGGCAAUAAAACCGAUAAGCCUGAUCGUGAAGUAGAGAGAAGAGAAGGGCUUCAGUUUGCUAGGAAACGCUCACUGCUCUUUAUAGAAACGAGCGCCAAGACGCAGGAUGGAGUCCUGCACGCCUUCGAGGAGCUUGUCCUGAAGAUUCUGCAGACGCCGGGUCUUCGGGAUGGAGGGAAGCGCGGAGUGCGGCUGGCGGCGCCCUCGGCACAGCAGGGGAAGGGCCCGUGUGGUGCCUACUGCCCGCUGGCGUGA
Messenger RNA from Tinamus guttatus (white-throated tinamou), 573 nucleotides. NCBI's taxonomy places the organism in Eukaryota, Metazoa, Chordata, Aves, Tinamiformes, Tinamidae. The record is from RefSeq and is a predicted model, not a curated record.